Nematolebias whitei (Rio pearlfish) is the source of this 767-nucleotide messenger RNA. RefSeq names its product ubiquitin-fold modifier 1 (gene ufm1). Gene Ontology annotation, biological process: protein K69-linked ufmylation. Gene Ontology annotation, cellular component: cytoplasm; nucleus. The transcript is spliced from 6 exons. Lineage: Eukaryota; Metazoa; Chordata; Actinopteri; Cyprinodontiformes; Rivulidae. The record is from RefSeq and is a predicted model, not a curated record. The coding region runs from base 81 to 368 and encodes 95 amino acids.
UGGAUGACGUGUAUAUGUGGGUCCUUCAAACUUCCGGGUUUAGGUAAAUAGGUAUUUAACGGAGUCGGCUCGCCUUAAAGAUGUCCAAAGUAACGUUUAAAAUCACCCUCACGUCGGACCCCCGGCUGCCAUACAAAGUAUUUAGUGUCCCAGAAAGUACGCCAUUCACAGCAGUUUUGAAGUUCGCAGCUGAGGAGUUCAAAGUGCCGUCAGCUACCAGUGCAAUAAUAACAAACGAUGGAAUAGGAAUCAACCCUGCCCAGACUGCAGGGAAUGUGUUUCUAAAGCACGGCUCAGAGCUUCGCCUCAUUCCCAGAGACAGAGUGGGAGAACAAAGAGACCGACUUGUGCUGCUUUCCUCCUGUUGAUGGCAUAAUGACUCACGCAGCCGAAUCAUACAACACAACGAUCCAGGAAACACCUCGCAGCAUGUGUCGAGUUUAUUUUCUGGCCCACAACUGACAGUGACUCACAUGGAAACACACGUGUUCAAAUGUAUUGGUGACGCAGUCGCAACGCUUCCUGCAUCUUUGAGUUCACAAGUUUGGAGCGACGUUGAGACGGAAACCCAGAGAGUUAUAAAUCUAGACAAACGUAGCAUCUGCAGAAUUAGCCAGGAUUAACAGCUGAAACAACGGUAACUUUUUUUUGUAUGUUGUCACAUCGUAAUAAACAGUUAGUGGAACACACAGAAAAUCCUAUAUUUCUUUUAGUUUUUGUUUUCUGAAUUGCUUUGUAAACAUAAAAACAUGAACUUUUUAUUUAAU